GGCACCCGUAGCGAGGAGGGGGGGGCGGAGCCCGGAAGGGAGCAGGAUGGCGGCGGCUCAGGACCGUGACAGCGACGAUGAGGACCUGGUCAGCUACGGGACUGGCCUGGAGCCUCUGGAGGAAGGCGAAAGACCAAAGAAACCCGUUCCUCUUCAGGACCAGACUGUCAGGGAUGAGAAAGGAAGGUAUAAGCGCUUUCAUGGAGCCUUUAGUGGCGGCUUCUCCGCAGGAUACUUCAAUACUGUUGGCUCAAAGGAAGGAUGGACACCCUCUACCUUCGUGUCUUCAAGACAGAACAGGGCAGAUAAGUCUGUUCUUGGACCUGAAGAUUUUAUGGAUGAAGAGGAUCUUAGUGAAUUCGGAAUAGCACCUAAAGCAAUCGUUACCACAGAUGACUUUGCUUCCAAAACCAAAGACAGAAUACGGGAGAAAGCCAGGCAGCUGGCAGCCGCCGCAGCCCCUAUUCCCGGAGCCACGCUGCUUGAUGACCUCAUCACGCCAGCAAAACUGUCCAUUGGCUUUGAACUGCUGAGAAAGAUGGGUUGGAAGGAAGGACAAGGGGUCGGCCCUCGAGUGAAGAGGAAGCCACGCCGGCAGAAACCGGAUCCUGGUGUUAAGAUCUAUGGCUGUGCGUUGCCGCCUGGAAGCUCUGGAGGGUCUGAGGACGAAGACGAUGACUACCUGCCUGACAAUGUGACUUUUGCACCUAAAGACGUCAUGCCUGUGGAUUUCACACCUAAAGAUAAUGUACACGGACUGGCCUACAAGGGCCUGGACCCCCGCCAAGCCCUGUUUGGAAGGCCAGGAGAACAUCUGAAUCUUUUUGGCGGAACAUCUGAGGGGACCAGCCAUCUUCUUGAAGAUGUUGGACUGAGUAAAGGAAGAAAAUUGGGGAUUUCUGGCCAGGCCUUCGGUGUGGGCGCCCUGGAAGAGGAGGAUGAUGACAUCUACGCCACGGAAACCCUGUCCAAGUAUGACACCGUGUUGAAGGAUGAGGAGCCUGGGGAUGGCCUCUAUGGCUGGACAGCUCCCAAGCAGUACAGAAGCCAGAAAGAACCAGAGAGAGACCUUCGAUAUGUUGGCAAAAUCUUGGAAGGAUUUUCCUUGGCUUCUAAACCUCUAUCUUCAAAGAAAAUCUACCCACCCCCUCAGCUGCCCAGAGACUAUCGGCCGGUGCACUAUUUCAGACCCGUGGUCGCUGCCACGUCCCAGAACGCUCACUUACUUCAGGUGUUAUCAGAGUCGUCUGGGAAAGCAGGAGAAGCCACGGGGACCCGCAGUAGGCACCAGCUCAAUGCCUCCAAGCGGGGGGCGUUGUUAGGAGAGAUGCCUGUGCCAGGAUCAUCUACUUCAGUGUUGGAGUUUCUGUCCCAAAAAGACAGAGAAAGAAUUAAAGAAACGAAGCAGGCAACUGACCUUGACCUGAAAGCAGCUCAGGCCAAGGCCCGGAGUCUGGCCCAGGCGGCCUCCAGCAGCAGAGCCCAGACCCCCACGCCGGACCUCGCAUCCAGCCGGUGGCAUCUGGCGGCGGGCGGGGGGACGGCGGCCACCGCAAGAGCCAGCAACUUCAAGCCUUUCGCCAAAGAUCCCGAAAAGCAGAGACGAUACGAAGAGUUCUUAGCUCUCAUGAAGAAGGGUCAGAAAGAUGCUCUGGAGCGAUGCCUGGACCCCAGCAUGACGGAGUGGGAGCGAAGCCGAGAGCGGGAGGAGUUUGCCCGGGCGGCCCAGCUGUAUGUGUCGUCACACGCCACCCUGUCCUCCAGGUUCACUCACGCCAAGGAAGAAGACGACACGGAUCAGGUUGAGGUUCCUCGGGACCAAGAGAAUGACGUCAGUGACAAGCAGUCGGCUGUGAAGAUGAAGAUGUUCGGGAAACUCACCCGAGACACGUUUGAGUGGCACCCUGACAAACUUCUGUGUAAGAGGUUUAAUGUCCCUGACCCUUAUCCAGGCUCAACGUUAGUUGGCCUGCCCAGAGUGAAGCGGGAUAAAUACUCAGUCUUCAACUUCCUGACGAUCCCGGAGCCAGCCCCUCCACCCACCACCCCAGCUCCCAGUGAAAAAGCCCCGCGGGGGCCGCAGCAGCAGCAGCAGCAGCAGCCGCAGCCGGGUUCUGACAAAUCCAGGAAACCGUCCCGAUGGGACACAUCCAAACCGGAGAAGAAGGAAGACUCCAUUAGUGAGUUUUUGAGUCAGGCUAGAUCAAAAGUCGGCCCACCGAGACAAGACCCCAGCGCCUCCGGAGACAAAGAGAAGGAACGGGCCCCGGAGCCAGGCCCAGACAAGACUGCAGAUCAAGGCGUGGACACACAGGGGGAUGGGGAAGGUAGCCGCCCGCCCAUGGACUUAUUCAAGGCCAUCUUUGCCGGUUCGUCUGACGAGAAGUCCUCGUCCUCAGAGGAGGAGCAAGAUGACAGUGAAGACAGUCAGGAGCUCACCGAGGAGGCCGGCUUUAAAACUUCCCAGGAAGCUGCUGCCACAGGGGAGACCUCUGUGACCCAGGCCGCCGAGCCGGAACCUUGUGAGCCUGCAGUCCCCUUCCCCAUCCAGAAGGCACAGAUCGAUGAGCGAGAAGAGUUCGGGCCUCGGCUGCCUCCUGUCUUCUGCCCCAACACUCGCCAGAAGCUUGAGACACCUCGAAAAGAGAAACCCAAGAAGAGCAAAGAAAAACACAAGACCAAGAAGGAGCCCAGACGGAAGAAGGAGAAGAAAAAGAAGCACAAGAAGCACAAACACAGAAGUCGGCAGAGGAACAAGAGGUCGGGAAGAAGCAGCAGUUCCGAGAGCUCGGGCAGCAGCGACAGCGAUGGAGGGGAGCCAGCAGACCUGUCCCCCCAGGAGCUGCUGAGACGACUGAAGUGUCUCCCCCUCAGAAGGCAGUAGUGGAGCCCUGCCCUGGCCUGGCCCAGCCAGGAGUCUCCUCCAUGACAGACGGACGUCCAUCGACUCCCAGCUCUCACAUUGUACAGAAUGUAUUUACAUGUAAAUUCCUGCUGUAAAAUAAUUUUUUAAAAACAUUUCGCAGGCUGCCCUGGAAGGUUGCAGGAAAUGAUUUCUAUUUUUAACCCCAGUUCCUGUUACAGUGUAAAAGGACUGAGAAGUUUAAUUAAAGUGGCUCUUAUUUAUUUA
Molecule: messenger RNA, 3130 nt
Organism: Mesocricetus auratus (golden hamster)
Lineage: Eukaryota; Metazoa; Chordata; Mammalia; Rodentia; Cricetidae
Gene: Gpatch1
Product: G-patch domain containing 1
Exons: 20
Coding region: 47-2884 (945 amino acids)
Biological process (GO): mRNA processing
Cellular component (GO): nucleus
Molecular function (GO): RNA binding
Source: RefSeq, a predicted model, not a curated record